Molecule: messenger RNA, 4631 nt
Organism: Hyposmocoma kahamanoa
Lineage: Eukaryota; Metazoa; Arthropoda; Insecta; Lepidoptera; Cosmopterigidae
Exons: 2
Cellular component (GO): extracellular region
Molecular function (GO): chitin binding
Source: RefSeq, a predicted model, not a curated record
AUUUCAUUAAAAUGUUACGAUCUAAGAUUUUUUCUUUCUCUCUUUCCAGUGUGCCUCGCAACGUGGGCCAAUGCACAGAAUGGGCGUGGACCACGUCAAGACUCCUCAAAUCACGGAUGGGACAUCCGGUUGGCUGUUCCCGGUGAACCUGGCAACGAUUAUCCGGUCCUAGGGAAUAUUCCUAGGACUUCUUUUUCGUGUGCUGGAAAAUUACCUGGAUAUUACGCAGAUUUAGAAACCAACUGCCAAGCAUUUAGAGUCUGCACAUCGGGCUCCACAUAUGGCUUCCAGUCGUUCCUGUGCCCGAACGGCACCUUAUUCAACCAAGCAGUAUUUGUCUGCGAUUGGUGGAUGAACGUCAACUGUCAGAAGUCAGAAGAGCUCUUCAGUAAUAACAAUGACAAGUUUGGGAACCUCAAAUUGGGACCUCAACUCAUGAAGGAUAUCAAAAAGAUGAUUACUCACACCAUGAGGAAUCCAUAUGACAAAUCCGUUAUGAAAAGCAAUCUCGUCGUCAUGCAAGAAUAUAAGCCACCUUUUGGACAAAUGUUACCUAAUGGAGCUCUUAUCGCCGGUCCUGAUAGAAUACCUAACAGUGUUUAUGUACCAGCUAAGCAAAUACAACCUAACUUCAACUAUAAUAAUAAUAACAUAUUUGCUGCAUCUACUCCUAGUCCAACAUACGUGCCUCCACCUUUUAACAGCUUAUCGUUAUCACAAAGAGACGCUGAAGUAUUUCAACGACAAAGACAAAAUGGACAAUAUCGACAAAGUGGUAAACUACAAAGCACACAAUCUUCAGGCCACAUUUCUAACGGACAUACCAUACAGUACACUUCACAAAAUACAGGAUAUAAUAACAAUCAAUACGGCCAAAGACAGACCAACUUCGAACGAACACAGAACAACAAUGUACAACAUAUUCGUGGACAACAAAGUGCCCAAUACAAUGAUAAUAGAUCUCAAUUAAAUAAUGGUAAAAGGGCAGAAUUUGGAAUAUCAUUUGCCAAACAGCAGUAUAAUUACCCAAAUCCAAACCAAGCAUACACAAAUCAUCAUUUACCACUCUCAAAUGAAAACGGACAAAGUGAAGCUAAACAAAAUUUGGUAAGUGAUGAGGUGCCUGCUACUAUCGUAACAAAAACUCUAACAUUCAAUAGAAUCGUUGAGCCUAAACCUGGCAGUCCUAAAUCUCGUAUCACUGUUAAAACCUGGAUCGUGAAACCUUCCAAAGCUGCUAAACUAAUAGCUGAUCCAACUCCAUAUGCUUAUGAUAGGCCUUCUACUCGCCCUGCUGCGAAAAUCAUUGCAAAUCCUACUCCUUAUGUGUACAAUACUCCUACAGCUCAAGCAGCAAAACUAGUUUCAGAGCCCGAAGGAUACGCGUAUAACAAACCAACCAUUGCUGCUAAGCAGAUUGCUACCACUCCUUCUCGUCUAUACAUAAAUCCAACUUUGCCCCCACCUCCUCCUACGUUGUCACGAUUAUAUUUAAAUCCAUCAACCGCCCCACCUACAAUUGCAUCUCGACUGUAUAUACCACCUACUACUUAUAAACCAGCUGCUAAACUUUACAUUCCACCUUCUCAGAGCAACUUAAUUUUAUCAAGGCAAUACUUGGCUCCUAGUGCUUUGCAGCAACCAGCAUAUUACCAAAGCGAGCAACUUCGAGCAUCUCCUACCUCCCCUGCUCCUGUUUAUGCAGCACCACCAAGUGAUAAUCCUUCUUUUUCUCUAACAAAACACUCUCGCAUCAAUGCUAAUCAUAACAAUCUAACAUUUGCUGAUAUACUUACAAAAGAAAAAUUGGAUAUAACUGUGAACGACAUAGUUUCGGACACGAGUAGUGUAUUAAAAACAGCGUCUCCUCCUACCUUUGGUCAGCUUCGUCAAGAUAAAACUGUAGACUAUGUUGAUGAGAAUUAUUUACCACCAGAUAAUAGCGAGAGUGAUGAAAAGCUCACACCUCAAUCUCCAACUGUUCCCGCGACAAGUGCUAGACUUGUAGCCCCAGACCUUUCGAGAGAUCUAGAACCACCUUUCGAGAAUUAUAAUAAUGUACAAAAUACUAACCGACUCGCUACCCUACCUUACUUCAAAGAACCAGGUACAGGCACUAACACAAUUGAGAGAACUGUUUCUUUAAAAAUAUCUAUACCGGAAAAGGUAGCUUCCUAUCUAUUUAAAAGUCGCAACGAAAGCGAUUACGACAAACUAGAAAUAUUAAAUACAGGGAGCAGUAAUUACUUGGUUUUAACAAAUAAUCUUUUGAACAAAAAUACUGGGGCCAGGUUUAUUCCGAUUGGCAGAUUGAUUGCUGACGAUAAAUCAAACAUUUCUGAUUCACAGGCUCUUGUUUUUUCUCUCUUGGCGGAUUCCAUAAAUGCAGCAAAAGAAUACAGCAAGAUAACUAAGGAAAAUAUAGUCACAACUACACCAGCGCAGUUCCAAAACAUAGACAACGAAGAACUGUCACACAUCACAAAUAAAAUUUCACAACUCACAGCUUUGCAAUAUUCAGGUAAUCAGAAUAACAAUUACGCCAAUACCGUUUCAACAUCACAAACUAGAACCCGUAAUAGUAAUCAACAUCAAUCCGCAAAAUACACAGCACAACAUAACGGCUACCCACAAAAUCAUCAAGUUCAGCAACAAAAUGCCCAAAUUAAUGUGCUUCCUCAACAUACUAGCCACGGCUACCCGGCGCAAUAUCAAAGUGGUAACUUAGUCAGUCUCCCUUUAAACAACCAAAAUGUAUACAGUGGUCAAUUAUACAAACUUCCUGUUCCUGAUGUAACCAAUCACAUUUAUAACGCCGAUUCUGAAAAUGUUAUACAAAGUAACGUAAGACAAAAUUUUGAAGUCGCACAUUUAAAUGCUGGGAAUGACAACAGCGGCAAUAACUUAUCGAAACAACAGAGUGCUGAAGUCGAGAUAGUUCGAUCGCAAACUUUGCCUCUUCCAGCUAAACUUCAAUUGGAACCUUCAAACGAUGCUGAAUCUUUUAAUAGCCAGGAACAUUCAACACAUAACCUAAUAGGUAACUUUUUUAACAAUAAUAACGGGAUAUCAGCACAGUUACAGGACAAAAUAGUCGGUACGAUACCUCAUCCGUUAGAGGAGAACAAAUUUGUUACUUAUAAGAAAGAUCAAACUUACUUGGUUUAUACAAAGGUCAAUUCCAAUAGCCAAGCGCAACACCAUAAAAACCAAAAUCAGCAAAACGCAAAGGUGAUACAGAAUCCUUUAAUAUUCCAAUUCGUGCCUUCGGUCAGCUAUCAGUUGGAAGAUGAGAAAGAGCAGCAGAAGAUUCUCAACGCCUUCAACAUUGAUGAUUAUGGGAACCCGAAGAAAAGUAAUCACCAAGAGCAAAACAGACACGACGGCAUCCUGACAAGUGAUGUAGACUUUGCUGUAGAACAUCCAACUGCAGCUAAACUAGUCGAUGGGCAAUACAAUGAAGUAAAUACUUUGUAUAGAGGACCUUCGUCUUACUCAGCUCCUCAAGCUUCUGUGGGGAGUCUAGAAACUGUACAAAAUAGUGCAAGAUUAGAAUUAGAAGAAAAGGGUUAUGCUAGAGUGACUCCUGAUAAUCCAUUUACGUAUUAAAAAUGAAAAUAAGUAAAAGUGACGAAAUUAAAUGCAGUCCAUUAAAUUGUUGUUGUGGAAUGAACACAACGAAUCUACCUACCUAUCUCUGUCAAUUUUAAUAUAAAUGAACAAGAGAAGAGUUGCAGUUUUUCGUAAGACUCUAGUUUAACGUAAUUAGCGGCGUGAACUAUAAUUAUGCUAUAAUUAUCUUACUACGACAUAAUAUUGAAUUAUAAGUAUUGUUAAUAGUGUCAUCCUUUCUUGUCACACAGGAGCUGAGACAAAUUUAUGAAUAAGUAAUGUAACAUAAAAAUGUACAUCAAUUCAUUGCUAAAUGUGCGACUCAACUUCCCAACGCGAAAGUCGUUGGGAACUAGUUUUUUCUUACACUUACCUACACUAAGGCUCAAUUCAUAUUGCAGCGAAACGGACUGAAAGCGAAUUUUAGUAACAAUAUUUUACAUAACAUAAUCAACUUUAUAGUCAAGUACAAACUAGAUACGAGCCAAAAUAUUCCGGUGAAUGCGCGAGCAUUCUCGAACAUGCGCGAGAAUUCCGCGGAAGAUUUGGGCUCGUAUCUACUUUUUACGUUACAGAAUUGACCACAAAGUUCAUUAUGCUGUGUACAAUAUCGUUCCAAAAAUUCGCUUCCAUUCCGUUCCGCCGCAAUAUAAAUUGAGCCUAAGGUAGAAAGUUCAAAUUUGCAAGCGUCCUCCACGAAGACACCCGCGCUCAUGCGAUUCCACAGAGUUAGCAUCGUUUAGAACGAUCUAUUUUAAUACUUUUACUUACACCAAGGCUGCGUGCGAAUAAAUGUUGUAUUCAAAUUGUAAAGUUGUAUGCAAAUUUUAUUUUGCAGUAUAUGCGUACCAUUUAGUAAGUACCUGAUUAGUAAAUAGCUUGUCAGCUAUUAUUUUGAAAGUUUAGCAACACACAAUGCAGGAAAUAUACCUACGAAUUUUUAGCGUAGCUAUGUUCGUAGAUAUUCAAGUCAAGCUACGACAAAAAAUUGGCGACGCAUUUUCUGCCAUAUGUUGCUA